Molecule: messenger RNA, 2363 nt
Organism: Funneliformis geosporum
Lineage: Eukaryota; Fungi; Glomeromycota; Glomeromycetes; Glomerales; Glomeraceae
Source: the annotation of a GenBank genome assembly
ACGGAAGAAAAGAAACCGUUUAUUUCGAUAAGAUAACUUCCAGAAUAUCCAAAUUAUGUUAUGGUUUAAAUUCGGAAUUUGUCGAUCCUGUAAAAAUAUCUCAAAAGGUUGUUAGUGGUAUGUAUCAAGGCGUUACUACCAUAGUACUUGACAACUUGGCGGCUGAAACUGCUGCCUAUUUGACAUGUAAUCAUCCCGAUUAUGCCAUCUUGGCCGCAAGAAUUGCAAUUUCUAAUUUGCACAAGGAAACGAAAAAACAGUUUAGCCUAGUUAUUCAAGAUCUUUAUUUUCAUAUUAAUCCAAUUCGUAGACUUCAUACGCCUUUAAUUUCUAAAGAAGUUUAUGAUAUUGUUAUGGAAAAUUCUGACAGGUUGAAUUCAGCUAUUAUUUAUGAUAGAGAUUAUGGUUAUAACUUUUUCGGAUUUAAAACUUUGGAAAAAAGUUAUUUAAUGAGAAUAGAAGGCAAAGUUGUUGAAAGGCCACAACAUAUGUUAAUGCGCGUUUCCAUUGGAAUUCACGGUUAUGAUAUUGAUGCGGCUAUUGAAACUUAUAAUUUAAUGUCUGAAAAAUAUUUUACUCAUGCGAGUCCAACAUUGUUUAAUGCUGGUACACCGAGGCCACAGAUGUCAAGUUGUUUUUUGGUACAAAUGAAAGAUGAUAGUAUCGAAGGAAUCUAUGAUACUUUAACAACGUGCGCCUUAAUUUCCAAAUCUGCCGGUGGUAUUGGCAUUAGCAUGUCAAAGAUUCGAAGUUCUGGAUCUUAUAUUGCCGGUACUGGAGGAACGUCUAAUGGUCUUGUCCCGAUGCUACGCGUUUUCAAUGAUACUGCGCGUUUUGUAAAUCAAGGCGGUGGUAAAAGGAACGGAAGUUUCGCAGUCUACAUAGAACCAUGGCAUGCUGAUAUUUUCGAGUUUCUUGAUUUGAGAAAAAAUACUGGCAAAGAAGAAAUUCGCGCACGUGAUUUGUUCCUCGGAUUGUGGAUCCCAGACCUUUUUAUGAAGAGAGUUGAAAAUUAUGAAGAUUGGUCUUUAUUCUGUCCUCAUGAAUGUCCUGGCCUUGAUGAAGUUUAUGGUCAAGCUUUCGAAGAAUUAUAUACUAAAUAUGAAAAAGCCGGUAAAGCACGUAAAACCAUAAAGGCACAAAAAAUAUGGAUUGCCAUAGUUGAUGCUCAAAUUGAAACUGGCAUGCCAUACAUGUUGUAUAAAGAUUCUUGUAAUGAAAAAUCAAAUCAAAAGAACCUUGGCACUAUAACGUGUUCAAAUUUAUGUACAGAAAUAAUUGAAUAUACAGCUCCUGAUGAAGUAGCUGUUUGCAAUUUAGCUUCAAUAUCAUUACCUAAAUUUGUUAAUACAAAAUUGAAAACUUUUAAUUUUGUGAAACUUCAUGAAAUUGCUAAAGUAGUUAUUAAGAAUUUGAAUAAAGUCAUUGAUCAAAAUUAUUACCCAGUACCUGAAGCAGAAAAAAGCAAUAAGAGACAUAGACCGUAUCCAUGGGAGUCUGUUGAAGCGUGUAACCUUAACCGGGAUAUUUUUGAAACUUUAUAUCAUGCAGCUCUUGAAUCAUCAUGUGAAAUUGCUAUUAAAUAUGGUCCUUACUCUACAUAUGAGGGCUCACCAAUUAGUAAGGGUAUCCUUCACCAUGAAAUGUGGGGAGUACAACCUUCAGAGCGAUGGGAUUGGGCAGGGUUGAAAGGAAAGAUCCGUCAAUAUGGAGUAAGAAAUUCCUUGUUGAUCGCACCGAUGCCUACUGCGUCCACGAGCCAAAUCCUUGGAAACAAUGAAUGUUUUGAACCAUACACAAGCAAUAUUUAUCAAAGACGUGUAUUAAGUGGGGAAUUUCAAGUAGUUAAUCAUCAUUUACUCAAGGAUCUUACUGAGAUGGGUGUUUGGAAUGAAGAAAUGAAAAAUGAGAUCAUUGCUGCUAAUGGAUCCAUCCAAGGUCUGGAAGAGUUGGACGAAAAUUUGAAAAAACUUUAUAAAACCAUCUGGGAAAUCCCACAGAGAGUUUUACUCGAUCUCGCAGCAGAUCGUGCGCCAUUUAUUGACCAGUCACAAUCAUUGAACGUAUUUCUCUCUGAACCCAGUAUCGCAAAAAUAUCAUCUAUGCAUUUUCACGCGUGGAAAAAGGGUCUUAAAACUGGCAUGUAUUAUUUACGCACAAGACCAGCUGUUGAUGCAAUUAAAUUUACAGUCGAUCAAGUAUCUUUGGCAAAGAAAGCAGAAAGAAUGAUAUCAUUAAAUAAUUCCGACUUCAAUAAUAAUUUAACAAAACGAGUAAGUCAAAUUAAAAUCGAAGAUGAGAAAGACGAUGAUGAAAAUAAUGACAUGGAUUUGAAGGCCAAAGCACUUGCUUGCUCGGUAUGA